GGGAGAGGGACGUUUCAUCCUGUUGGGUCCACUCUCAGCUACGGCACACAGUGGACAUCGUACCCAGCUACCAGCAGUUUCUGCGGCCACCAGCUCUGAGCAACCUAGGAGGAGUAAAGAGACACAGUGGCAGCAGAAUAGCUGGGAAAACAGAGGCGCCGUCCAGUGCAAGUCUGCCCAGAUGACAAUGGAAGUGUGUCGGACAGAAGAUCGAGAGAGCUUCUUUAAGCUCAUUGACACCAUUGCCACAGAGAUCGGGGAACUUAAUCAGGAGAUGGUACAGACAGAAUUCAGUGUCCACUAUGAAGAGGAGCCCGUCAGGUGCUUGAGCAUUGAAAAAGAAAUGGAGAAAAAUGUACUGGUUGAAAAAAAAGCUUUCCUUCGAGACUCCGGAUACGAGAGUAUCGCCUACAAGCCCAGCAUCCUAGACAAACUCCUCCACACUCACCCUGUGUGGCUCCAGCUAGGUCUGAAUGAUGACAAGGUUGUAGACAUCCUGCAAGAUCAGCCGCCUGGGACCUUUGUGGUGAGGAAAUCUACAAAGCUGCAGAAGAAAGUAAUUUCACUACGAGUUCCUGAUGAGUUUGGAUCAUGUUUCCUAGAAUUUGUGAUAAGAGAAAGCUCCUACACUUUUUCCUUGGAAGGCUCCGGAAUUAGUUUUGCGGAUGUGUUUAGACUUGUCGCAUUUUACUGCAUCAGCAGGGACGUUCUUCCGUUCACUUUGAAGUUGCCCCAUUCCAUUGCAACGGCCAAGUCAGAGGCUGAACUUGAAGAGAUUUCUCAAUUGGGAAUCGACUUUUGGAAGUCUCCUGUAAACAUCAGACCAAAAUAUCCUCCACCGUCCCCCAAGCCUCUCCCCCAAAGCUACGUCAAAAGGGAGUCACAUCAUCUACCUCUUAUAAAUGGAGUGCAUUCUCUCCGCACCAGAACGCCCUCAGAACUGGAAUGUAGCCAGACCAACGGAGCUCUGUGUUUCAUUAAUCCUCUCUUCUUAAAAGUACACAGCCAGGACUCAGGGGGAAGUACGAAGAGGGAGUGCAGCACAAGAACCAAAGAAGCAAAUGGCAUAGGGAGGGCGAGAUCACCACCUCCCAGGCCCCCUCCCCCCUCCAUUAACAGUCAUCGCACAUCCCUUCAGCUGUCCAGAGCUGUACAGCAACAGCCAAACAUGCCAGAAACACUUAUUAAAAAUAAGCUUGGGACCUUCGACUCUCCUCCAAUUGCUACCCCCAUCCCUCCUCCUCGCUUGAAGAAACAGGCCACCAUUAACAGGUGGCAGAACAACAACCAGACCCCAUCACUGAACAGUUCCUGCAGAUCUUCUUUUGAGUCACAGACUGAAGAAUCUCCACCGCAGAAGACCAUGCAGAACAUAGACUUGAGUCAGAAUUCCCCUGUGCAAGGCACACUGCGCAUACAGCGCUUGAGUGACAUGAGCAUUUCAACCUCAUCGUCAGACUCCUACGAGUAUGAGCGAGUUGUGCCCGCUUUUUAUGAAGGUGACAGCUUGGAGGAUUGCGAGGAAGAGAGCGAUCAGGAGAGCAUGGCACCACCAGUGAAGUCCCGGAAAAAGAGGGGGACGCCUUUGGGUUUCUCCAAAAUCAUGAAAACCCACCUUCGCAAAGUGAGUGGAGUGUUCAGCUCCUUUGUGACGCCGGAGAAGAAGAUGGUUAAAAAAAUAGCAGCUCUGUCCCGGGACAAGCGCACUUAUUUUGGGUGCCUUGUUCAGGAUUACAUCAGUUUCCUUCAGGAAAAUAAGGAAUGCCACGUCUCCAGCACAGAUAUGCUGCACACCAUCCGACAGUUCAUGACACAGGUUAAGAAUUAUUUAUCACAGAGUUCCGAACUGGACCCUCCAAUCGAAUCCUUGAUUCCAGAAGAUCAGAUAGAUACCGUCCUGGAGAAGGCCAUGCACAAGUGUAUCUUGAAGCCACUGAAAGGAUAUAUUGAGAACAUGCUGAAGAGCUUCCGCACAACAAGUGGGGCUUGGAGGGAGCUGAAGGAAAACCUGCUGUUGGUAAAACAGAGAAGCCCUCAGGAGCUGGGAGUCCUAACUCCAACACCAGAAUCAGUGGACGUGGAAAAGAUCAAAAUCAAGUUCUUCACCAUGCAGAAGAUGUACUCUCCAGAAAAGAAAGUGAUGCUACUAUUGAGAAUCUGUAAACUCAUAUACACAUGCAUGGAGAAUAACUCAGGAAGGAUGUAUGGCGCUGAUGACUUUUUGCCAGUACUAACUUAUGUCAUUGCUCAGUGUGACAUGCUGGAGAUUGACACUGAAAUCGAAUAUAUGAUGGAGUUGCUGGAUCCGACUCUACUGCAUGGGGAAGGUGGCUAUUACUUGACAAGUGCUUAUGGGGCACUUUCCUUAAUAAAGAAUUUUCAGGAAGAGCAGGCAGCGCGAUUAUUAAAUUCAGAGACCAGAGAUACAUUGAAACAGUGGCACAGGAGAAGAACCACGAACAGAACCAUUCCAUCCAUAGAUGACUUCCAGAACUACCUGAGGGUGGCCCUGCAGGAAGUGAACAGUGGAUGUACAGGCAAGACGCUAAUAGUUAAGCCUUACACGACUACAGAAGAAGUCUGCCAGAUGUGCGCACAGAGGUUUAACAUCAAGGACCACGAAAUUUAUGGCCUAUUCCUUUUCAUUGAUGACACGUGGCAACAGCUCAGUGAGGACACUUACCCACAGAAAAUUAAAGCUGAGCUUCACAGUCGGCCAAACCUCCAAGUCUAUCAUUUUGUGUACAAGCGUAUCAAUUACGACCCUCAGGGGAUCAUCAGUUAUAAUGAUGAUGACAACGAUGAUGAUGAUGUAGAUUUCUAAAAAAUCAUCCCAAAACAAAUAGUUUUGCACUCAGAAUGGCUGUCUGCAUCUAAUACAACUCUAGAGGUGGAAUCUUGCUGUAUUGGGCAUUGUGUGCUGGUGUGCACUUAAGUAAGUGUCAGGGGCCAGAAUAUGGUGAUGUGAAAGUCGUCUUGCAAUCAACAUGGCAAGGAUUCCUGGAUUGAGCACUGACAGGGCUUCUUCUGAUCCUAUGAACAUUGUUUGGAGUUAUGGACUAAUGAGGAGUUUUAGCAUUUGUCACACUAUGUGAUGUUGGGUGCUGCUGGUUUUAGCCCCUGUACACGGACAGUACUCAAGGACUGAAGCAUUGUGCCUGUAUAUUUUUAAUUUUUGAUAAACGGGUUUGUUUUUUUCAAGGAAUAGAGGGAGUUUGGGGGAUGAGGGAGACCUACGUAUUGGUAGCAUUUAUUGGCACUGAAACUGAAUUUGUCAAUGAAACACGCACCAUAACUCCUCCAAUAGGUGUAAAUAUCCUGGGGUGCAAAGGUGUUUUCUCCGAUGAACUGUUCAUUUGUAAAAAAAACAAAAAACUUUAGGAGUGGAGUUUGUCUUUUGUAUUAUGUAUAUAUUAUGUAUUUUUGUAAAAAUAGUAAGUCAGUUUAUUUUAUAAGAGGCUGUUUUUAGUAUUGUUGAGGCUUUAUUUUAAACCUUGUGGUUUGUCAAUGGCUAUAUGGUAGAUGGCUUUUAGAACAAAUAAAAUUGAUAAUGUGCAUCACUGGUGAUGUCACUAGGCAAAACAAGCUGAUAUGGUUUCUAGGGUACCUAUCUGUCCACUAUACAUCUCUCUGAUUCUGCCGGUAAUGUCUUGAUGUUUACUUAAGCAGUAAUUUUAUAUUUUUUUAAAUUGCUAGUCACCUUGGGAAUAGAUAAAACUGAAAGAACAUAAAAUGUAUGGGUCCACUUUUCUCAAAGGGAACAGUAUUUGGAAAAACAUAUGACUUCAAAGCACCCCCUUGUAAUUUUACGACACCAGGCGGGAGGUAGUUACUUGACCAGCGGUCAUGAGAUUGCUGGUCACAAUACCGAUGCCAGAAUCCCGACUCCUUAAAGUCCCAGCAGUCGGCAUGCCGAGUAACAGGGACUAUUCCCACUCGUGGGUGUCCAGCACACCCAUAGAGAGGGAAUAUAACACUUGCCACCGAGCCCGUAGGGGGCUUCGUUGCGCACGCAUGCCCACACAUACCCAACCCCACCAGGCAUGUCAUAAUAGUAACACAUGAAACCACUGGGGUUUCUGGUUUUUUCCUGAUGACAGUGACUCACAGCAAGGUUUUUAAACUCUCUCAUAGGGGCAGAUGUAUUAACCUGGAGAAGGCAUAAGGAAGUGAUAAACCAGUGAUAAAUGCAAGGUGAUACACGCACCAGCCAAUCAGCUCCAAUAUGUAAAUGAACAGUUAGGAGCUGAUUGGCUGGUGCCUGAAUCACCUUGCAUUUAUCACUGCUUUAUCACUUCCUUAUGCCAUCUCCAGGUUAAUACAUCUGCCCCAUUGUGUGAUUAAGUAUAGCUAUAGUGCCAUUUUCUUCUCAUGCUACUAGCUGGCAUGUCUCCCACAUCUGUCUCUUUUGUCAUUGUGCAUUCAGAAUAUGCUAAUUCUGGCAGAUAAUAUAGAUCUCUAAUACAAGUGAUAUAAAGUCUUGUUAGUAAUAUUUGUGUAAUACACAAGCAAUGUAUGUAUGAACUCCUGUAAAUAAUAUCUGUAUAAACAAUGUGUUUUGAGGUCAUCGCUUAGAAUCUGUGAGUUCUGAUCAUCAUCACUUCAGUAUUGUGUAUUACACAGGUUCUCAAACUCGGUCCUCAGGACCCCACACAGUGCAUGUUUUGCAGGUCUCCUCACAGAAUCACAAGUGAAAUAAUUAGCUCCACCUGUGGACCUUUUAAAAUGUGUCAGUGAGUAAUUAAUACACCUUUGUACCUGCUGGGUUACCUGCAAAACAUGCACUGUGUGGGGUCCUGAGGACCGAGUUUGAGAACCACUGGUGUAUUAUAUUGGAUAAUGUGGCCUGUACAUUAUUAUGGAUAUUAGUAGUCACCUCAGAUUUCUGUGGCCUAUAAGGAAGCAGUCUGCCUUGUGGUUUAAUAUGGUCACUGAGCUCCUCCAUGACUUUUAAUAGUGAUAUCAUUUACAUUGCAAAAUGCAUUAUAUAGAAGCAAUCCGUACUGAUGUCAUUGCUUAUAAUCUCUGAAUUCUGAUGUCAUCACUGCAGUAUUUAUUAGGAAAUCUUAUGUUCUAUAAGGCAUAACAUUCUCCCUACAUUAUCUUAUUAAAGAUAUUACAAAUCACCUUGUGCUUUGAUACAAAACUCAUAGGGAGGAUCUAUUAAACCUUCCAAAGAGGACAAGUGGAGAAAUUGCCCAUAGCAAUGAAUAAGCCACUGGCUAUCUUUUAUUAAGUACAGUCUGUAAAAUAAUAGCUAUGUAAUAGCUGGUUGGUUGAUAUGGCAACUUCUCCAUCUGUUUGAUACAUCUCUUCCUUAGUGACUAAAAGGAGGAGAUUCAAAAUGUUUUUUUGGUGCCCAAAGUAAAUUACGUGUCCUAAAUCACCAGGUACAUCUAAACUGGACUAAAAUAGUGGCUGCAAUACCAAAAGUCCACUUCUUGCACAUAUCUGUAUGCCACCUCAGGAGGCUGCGAGCAAUAAUGCCAGCGCCAGCAGUGAUCGUGCCUGAACGGCAGCACAAUUGAAUUGCUGCCAUCGGGCACCAUCCAGUGGCGGGCACCUAGAAAACAACUGUACCACCCUCUAAAAGUAUCUGUAUAAAUUUUCUUCCUGGAAACCCUGACGUGGGUUUUUGUAAAAGGCAAUUUAAACAAAACACGCUAUUUAUACUGUAUUUCCCACACUUUUAAAAUAUGUAUUAAUGUUACUGGAAUUAUCUCAUCUGUCUCCAGCCUUUGUUUGACUACACUGUUUGAUGCAGUGCAUCAGAGUAAUGUUACCUGGUUAUUAUGUAAAAGUUUUAAAACAUAAUAAGAAAGAAACAAAACUACUAUAGUUUAUCAUAGAUAUGUUUUGUAGAAAGUUCUAUGACAGUUUCGGGUAAACUGUAAGGGUUUCUUUUUAUUUUAACUAUAAGUCAUUACUGUGCAUGUGAUUAACAUUUAAUAUAUAAAGAACAUGUUAUCUCUUGCUGGCUCUAGAGCAUCACAUCUAUAUGUUUAAUGGAUACUUUUUAAUAUAACGCAAAUUGUUUGUAGGCAAUUUUUAUUUUAUGAGAUUCAGUUUGUUUCUCAAUUUGUAUCUUUCAUUGUGUUUUUUUAGAAGGUUUUGGUGUAUGUGUUUGGUAUCUUUCUUGUCUAUGUAUCUCAGCUGUCAGAAUGAAUCUGUUACAUAUGGCAGCCCCAAUAUAGCAGGGAAGAUAUACCAGUAACAGAGGGAAUAAAUGCAAGUGGAAAAAAAAAAUGGAAAAAUGCACUGCUAGUUUUAUACGAUCUGACAAGAACCACCGCACAAUUCCAAAAGCCAAAAGUCACAGACUUAGGUGAACAUUUACUAAGCAGUGAUAAGAGUGGAGAAGUGAGCCUGUGGAGAAGUGCCCAUGGCAACCAAUCAGCACUGAAGUAACAUCUAUAAUUUGCAUACUAUAAAAUGAUAUAGAGCUACUGAUUGGUUGAUGGGGCAACUUCUCCACUGGCUCACUUCUCUGCUCUUAUCACUGCUUAGUAAAUGUCCCCCUUAUUUUUGUAAACUAGGUGUCUACUGUAUGUACUAAGCCUUGGAGAGAGAUAAAGUGGACGGAGAUAAAAUACUAACCAACCAGCUCCAGUCAUGUUUCAAACACAGCCCGUAACAUGGCAGUUAGGAGCUGAUUGGCUGGUACUUUAUCUCCGUCCACUUUACAUAAGCUGAUUUCAGCCCAAUAAAUAUGUGGGUUUCAAAUUUUGUGAAAUUUCAGCAAUUCAAAGAUAUGGGCCCUCCAGUGUUUGCAGAAAAACAUCAAUGUGUUUAUAUGGCUUAUAGCUUAGCCAAAGAAAGAAAUAGCAUUUCAGCCAUGGCUCUGUCAUUUCUAUAAUCUCAUCUGGUCUUGAAUUAGUAACUUCCAAAAAUAAAAAUUAUGAUGAAAUACACAACUGAAAUCCGACACCCAUCAGUCAUGCUUCGAACUUAGGGCCUGAUUCUGAGAUGUACAGUACAUAAACCUGAUAGUAUCUGUACAUCUCCGAUGGCGGUGUGUGGUGUGUCCUCCCAUGUAGUGCCCCCUGAGCCACAGCCUGAUUGACAGGCUGCAGGCAUAGGGGGGGGGGGAGGGGGUGAAGCUGGGCAGCAUUCACAAAAAUGUUAUCCCAUUUCCUAAGGGUGGUAAGACCAGGGUCUGCUUCUUCUGACACAGAUUUCCUGGCCCCAGCAGCAUGAACAGCCCAGCUAUUCUGCGAAACCUGAGGGUUACUGUGUGGGGAAAAUGCAGAAUAAUUGAAUAGCUCUAGCAUUAAACCCAGAGCUUUUUGUGGGACACUACGAACUUAUUUGGAUAUGCCCAAAUAUGAUAAAAAGGGAAAGUUUAUCCACAGAAGCAGGACCAUAGGGAGAGGUGAGGAAAGGCACCCUGCAGCCAGUAAUGCUGCUUCAGCGCUGACAAAAGGCACUCACCCUUUAGAUCAGUGGUUCUCAAUUAUUUUUUUAUUACAGCACCCUAGGGUGUCAGAAUUUUUUUCAUGGCACUCCUAGGCCAAAAGUUUCUUACUGAGAAAUUUAGAAAUAAAUAUUAAAUGAAGUAAAUUGUGUUAUGUUGUGUGGUGUGGGACAAGAUUUGCUUUGGUUCAUCCACUUUGUUUAUGAUUGGCAGCCACCAGCACUGGUUUUGCCUAUUACAUUGACCAUACAUCAUUUUAAUUGGCCCUGGACCACCAAUCCAAGGCACCCCUGCACGUGUCUCGAGGAACCCCAGGGUGCACAGCACACAGUUUGAGAACCACUGCUUUAGAGUGUAGUGCUACCGGGCAGCCCUUCACUUUCUCCUGAAAGUGGCUCUGUCCACUCACAUGAUAUCAGAUUUUCAGAGGCGGAACAGGUAGGCAGUGGGCUCUGCUCCAGCGCUGCACAGGGUAGUCAGUGAGGACUUCUAAUAUGCAUAGACAGUAUUUUGACCAGCAUUUUUAAUGCCAUAUGCAUAAUUGCAUUGCAUUUUCAGGUAUCUUAUUUUGUCUAGGCGUAUGAAUCUUGUCAAAGGACAAUUCUACAAAUUAAAAAAAUAUAACCCUUAAUUAACUGCACAUACACAAAAAAUAAAUAAAGGCUGGGGCAAUAUAUUUGGAGCAGCAGUUGGGGUCAGAUAUUGAAAACUUACUACUGGUGUGCUCAUAUCACUGAGUGUGAGUAUUGCAGUUCUGAGCACACGUCUUGUGUGCUUGAUAUUUGCAUCACAUGCCUUAAAUUAUGGGGGGCCACACAAUGGAAGUAUAAUACUUGUGCUCUGUGGGCAUGAGUGUGUUUAGAGCUGUAAUAACACUUCAUAUAUAUUCUAAUAUUAAAGAAACCCAGUAUACUGUACAGUAUAUUACUAAGCAAAUAACAAAUCUAAUUACAACUAGACCCUGUUAUUUCCAACUUUAAAUGUUGUCAUCUAGUUCUAGGUGCUUUAUUUUAAAGUACUUUUGAAUGUGGCUUGAACAUAAUCAUAUUAAUUUCACGGUAUAUAUAUAUAUAUUUUUUUUUUUAAUGUCUUUCUUUGGCUAUUAAAAAAAUCCCCAAAAAGAUUUUGAGCAAUAUCCUUAGUACAUUGGCAAAUAUGUUAUAUGCUAAUUUUUUUGUUACAAGUAAUAAAAUCAAUACAUACAAUUGAAACCUAAAAGCUUAUGUAAAAGAGCACCUAUAAAUAGAAUCACUGGAGCAGAACCUUUCAAUAAAUUUAUUAUGAAUAAGGGACUGCUAUGGGCACCUUGAUCUGACCUUGAUACUGUAAUUCUCCACCUUCCCAAGUUCAUUAUCACCAGCACUGAAAAAGAUUAUAGAUGGAAUUGGUUAAAGUUCUACAUAACUCUUGUUUGGCAAGAGCAGUGGCACAGGAAAAGAAUGUAGUAAGUGGUAAUAAGUGAUGAAAUAUAGGACUGUAUCAGUACUGUACUAGUCUGCUGGCUCAGACAACACACAAAAUGUAAUGGAAGAAGUUUUGAUACAAAUCUUGAAAUGGGUUUGCUGGUACAUACCCUGUAAUCCUGUUAGAUUGUACAACAUACUUAUAUGACUUCAUGAAAAUAAAAAACACUAAUUAUUUAAAGUCAUUUCAUUGUAUGUAGUUUGCUUUUACAAUAAAGAAAAAAAUAUAUUAAAAAAAAGUGUUUCUUUUCAUGGAACAAAAUGAUGUAUUCAAAAACAGAAAAAUGUGUUUUCAGUCUGUAUUUUGGCACAAGUAAAUGGGGACUUGUAAAUGGUCAACUUAAUAAAUUAGACGAGUCUCCCAUACAUUCAAAUGUCUUGUGAUAUGUAUGUAUUUUGCACAUAAUAAACUGUAAUGUUGUUUGGAUAA
Pseudophryne corroboree (corroboree frog) is the source of this 9307-nucleotide messenger RNA. RefSeq names its product Ras and Rab interactor 2 (gene RIN2). Bases 182 to 2824 code for a protein of 880 amino acids. Gene Ontology annotation, biological process: signal transduction; vesicle-mediated transport. The transcript is spliced from 12 exons. Gene Ontology annotation, molecular function: small GTPase binding; guanyl-nucleotide exchange factor activity. NCBI's taxonomy places the organism in Eukaryota, Metazoa, Chordata, Amphibia, Anura, Myobatrachidae. Gene Ontology annotation, cellular component: endocytic vesicle; cytosol. The record is from RefSeq and is a predicted model, not a curated record.